AUUAUUAUGACUACGAGUAGCACAAACGCUACACUAAAGUAAGUCAGUAUUCAAAAGUCGGUCGUUGCGAAAGGCAAAACUCCUUACUUUAAAUAAAAAAUAUUAUUAAAAAAUUAUGAAUAAGCUAUUUCUCGUUGGAUUUUUGAUACUGGUCGUAGCUGCUUUGGGUGAUGUUGGAGCAGAAUGUGUUGAUGGAGAAUUAGUUCAGCCAACUGGAGGAGUGACAAACGGCACCGAUAAUGGCGAAGAAAAAAAAGACAGUGAUUUUUCGGUGUUUUUCAAAAAAGUCGGAUGUUCUUUGAAGAAGGGAGCUGGUCAGGUUAAAGAAAAAGCUAAAGAACUCGGUGGUGAGAUUAAGCAGGGUGCCAAGAAAUUCACAGAAAGUGCCAAGAAAUUCGGAUCGAAUGUUAAGACAAAGUUCGGAGAAUUCAAAGAUAAAUUGAGUGAUUCUUCGGAGGAGAUGACAGUCUCCACACAACACACUCUAAUUGCCCAAAAUGUUGAACUCAUCAAUCCUGAUAUUCUUAAGGCUGAACAAAAGUGUGGAAACGGUUAUAUUUUAGAUGUUUUGGGAGACUGUAAAAAGCUUUAAACAAAAAUUGUGUGCGUUUUGUGAUAAUUUUGUAUAUAUAAGCAAUUAUGAAGAAUUAAAUGAAAUAAAUAAAUUAUUAAUAUAAAAA
Messenger RNA from Eupeodes corollae, 680 nucleotides. RefSeq lists its product as uncharacterized. The transcript has a single exon. The record is from RefSeq and is a predicted model, not a curated record. Lineage: Eukaryota; Metazoa; Arthropoda; Insecta; Diptera; Syrphidae. Bases 116 to 592 code for a protein of 158 amino acids.